AUGCUGGGUAUCGGUGCUGCUCAUCAGCAGGAUCCCAACGGUUUCGCGUGGAAGCAGAAUAAGGACUUCGAGAGCCUGCUCAAGCGUUUAAACGAAGCGAUUCCCAAAGAAACACCUGCUGAUGGAAAGAAGGAAGAUACUGACUGGGAGGAUGCACAUGUCGAGGAGAAAGACAGAGACGAAGGCGAGAAGAAAAAGAAGAAAAGAAAACACGGAAACGGACACGGGGAAGGAGAUGGCGAACGGGAUCAGAAAAAGAGAAAGGAUAAGACAGAGACCAUCAAGGUCAUGAAGGUCGAUGAAACAGUAGAAGAGAAGACGGAAACCGUUUCUGUCCAGGUCAAGACGAUUGUUCCUCGACAUCGUGCCCAUCGUGCUCGCGCGAUAGCUGCGAAAAAUAUCUCGUCGAAAUCAGCGUCCCACAUCUCCGAGAUUCUGGGAAUCGCGCCGUCGACCUCGACCUCGACAAGAGAACAGAGUGUGGACCCUUCUCAGGGAAAACUAACUGACAUGACCGACACGGAGGGACUGACGAUUGAAAAGAUCACCACCUCUACUAAGAGUGUCACGGAAUACUUCAAGGAAAAGUUACUUGCCCGAUCUACGAAGACCAGUGGAACGUCGACACCAUCAUCCCCUGCAUUCAGCAAUUCUCCUGCCGAUACGAACGACACUUACGACGAUGCGUACGAUGCUCCGCGAACGGGCCUUGGUGCUUCUCAACUGCGACUGGAAAUACAUUCGGAGACGGAAAUCGAAGAAGAAACUCGGCGAAUAGGCCUGUCGAAAUUCACUUCCCUCAUGUCCUCUUCGUUCCAUGCGUCGACGACUUCGUACUCUGCCCUAUCGACUUCCUUCGUUAGCUCCUCUGCACCAAAAGAAGAGGAGGGGAUAGCUUAUAUCUCAGAGGCGGAGCCUGAACCUACUCCAACCGACCAGAAACGUGAACAGGAGAAGAAAAGAAAGCGGGGCAAAAUGGAUGCCGAGGCAUGCGCUGAGUUUGAGACACCAGACGAUCAUGCUACGCAGGAGAAAAGGUCGAAGAAAAACAAGAAAGGCAAGAGGAAGGCAGAGCCCGAGGACGAAGAGGAGAAAGACGUUGAUAAAGCCAAAAAGAAGAGACACAAAAAGGAAAAGAAAGAGAAGAAACAAAAGGUCGAAGCGGAGGUGGAAGUACAAGAAAAUGUUGACGUUCAAGCACACGAGUCUGAUAAGACUCUGAAGGAAAAAAGGAAACACAAGUCAGAAAGACCAGAAACCCAGGAACCUGACAAAGGCACCAAAAAUUCUCGGAAGGAGAAGGAAAGGCAUCGGACGUCGAGCAGAGGUGCUUCAUACAUAACGAUAGAUUGA
Messenger RNA from Cyclocybe aegerita, 1353 nucleotides. NCBI's taxonomy places the organism in Eukaryota, Fungi, Basidiomycota, Agaricomycetes, Agaricales, Hemipholiotaceae. The record is from the annotation of a GenBank genome assembly.